CCGCCCGGGCCGGCUGGGGCUUGCAGUUCCCAAGCGAAGAAAGGGCAGCUUUGUGCCUCUGCGGCCAGCCCAGCACACAUUCUGCAAGGCGGUGGACACACAGAGCAGAACUGUCUGUAGCCCUAACCCAGACGUCCCAAAUAAACAAUUCUCUGUACCCACCCGAGCAUGGCACAAUGCCCCUCACGCUGUCCCUAGGAUCUCGCUUCUCCUCUGCCUUAUGGAGCUUGAUUCCACGCAAGACGCCAAACAUCAGAAUCCUGUCCAACAUGACUGGUGGGCUCCAGCCAGCCAGCCUGGUGGUCCUGCCCCAGUCUCUCGCUCCUGCUUUUGAAAGGUUCUGCCAGGCCAACAGUGGCCCUCUGCCCCUGCUGGGACGAAGCCCUCCAGGCAAGUGGACAGCGCCUGCCCCAGACACCAGGAAUGGCCGUCCCCAGUUCUGGAAAUAUGAGUUGGGCGCCUGCACCAGCAGCGUGACCUCGCUGGAGGAGAACUCGGCAACACUGAGGGACAUGGUGACCUUUGUCCUGAGCUGCAGCUCCACCCCGGAAGAGGCCUUGGAGAAGGCGGGUCUCCCCUGCAGGACCCCAGCAGGGGGCAGCCUCGCAGGUGCCUACAAGACCACCGUGCCUUGCACAACCAUCGCUGGCUUCGGCUGCCCCCUGGUGGUCACCAUGAGGCCUGUUCCCCAGGGCCAGUUGGAAAAGCUGGUGCAGGCCAGUUGCUCUCUGGGGCGUGAGCAAGGACGACCCAUUCAUAUCGGAGACCCAGGGCUGCUGGGAAUUAAAGAUCUUUCCAGACCCGACUACGGGGAUGCAGUGUCCUGUCAGCCUGGGGACGUUCCUGUGUUCUGGCCUUCUCAGCUCACCUGUCUCGAAGCUGUCAGUGGCUGCAAGACCCCGCUGGCAUUCACCAGUGCACCUGGCUGUACCGUAAUGACCGACCUGAAGGAUGCAGAGACUCCGGCCAGCUCUCUCCCUCCUGAGGGAAUUCCCGAGGUCCACCAGAUUUCCCAAGAUCCUUUGCACUACAGCAUCGCCUCAGCUUCAGCCGUGCAGAAGAUUCGAGAACUAGAAACGAUAAUUGCCGUAGACCCAGGCAACCGGGGCAUCGGGCACCUGCUCCGGGCAGGUGAGCUGCUGCGGGCCUCCCUGUCGCUGUCCCACUCCCGUUCGGUGCUCAUCACCACCGGAUUCCCCACGCACUUCAAACACGAGCCUCCGGAGGAGAACGACGGGCCCCCGGGAGCCCUAGCUCUGGCCGCCUCUCUGCAGGCCCUGGACAAGGACGUCUCCCUCAUCGUGGACCAGAGAGCCCUGGGCUUGUUCCAGAAGCUCGUUGACGAGGCUGUUGGAGAAGGUGUUCUGGAGAUGCGCGUCCCUCUCCUGACUUUUCAAGGUGGACCCGCAGGUGCCGCUCAAAGCUUUCUCUGCAAAGACGGGGACCCCACAUCCCCCAGGUUCGAUCACCUGGUGGCCAUCGAGCGAUCUGGGAGGGCAGCCGAUGGUAACUACUAUAAUGCGAGGAAGAUGAACAUCAGGCACCUGGUGGACCCCAUCGACGACCUUUUCCUGGCUGCACAGACGAUUCCUGGGAUCUCAUCCACCGGGGUUGGAGACGGAGGCAACGAGCUGGGAAUGGGCAAAGUGAAGGAGGCCGUGAAGAGGCACAUCCGCAACGGGGACGUCAUCGCCUGUGAUGUGGCGGCCGACUCGGCCGUCAUCGCUGGUGUUUCCAACUGGGGGGGCUAUGCCUUGGCCUGUGCACUCUAUGUCCUCAACAGCUGUGCCAUCCACAGAUGCUACCAGAGGAAGGCCAUCGGGCCCCCCAAGGACGCUGGGGAGCAGAGCUGGACUCGGGCCCUGCCCUCCGUCACUAAGGAAGAGAAGAUGCUGGGGAUCCUGGCACGGCACCAGGUCCGGAGUGGGGUGACGGGCGAAGUGGGCAUGGUGGUGGAUGGACUGCCCUUCCACGACACUCAUGCCCACAUGAUCCAGAAGCUGGUGGACGUCGCGGCGGGGCGGAGCUGACUACACGCGCGCCAGGUGCCUGGAGGGAGUCCCAGAUGGCCACGCCUGGUCCAGGGAGCUCCCCGACCCCUGCUUCUCUCCACAGCGGCCUGGCCAAGAAGCACCAGGCCUGGGGGAGCAAGGAAAAGGUUCCCUGGCCUGGAGACCCACAAACCCACCUCCCGGAAGCAGGUGAUGCAGAUAAGGAAGCAUUUGUCUGGGGGUUCGAGUUGUUGCUUUCAUCCCUCUGUUGUGAGCGGCAGGGGCUGUGGUCCUGCCCUGCCCCCAUGGUCUGCUCCGAACCUUCCGGACCCCUCACUGAUGGGAAUCCGCAAGGAGGUAGCUGGCAGGAGACCAGAGGAAGUGUUAAGGGCCGUGAAUAAUCCCCGGGGCUGGCUCAGAAAACAGUAAAACAUACAGAUGCGUGGCAGGGUGGAUACUCACGAAGUUUUGGGACUCUCCUGAAGGAAGGUUACUCACCACCACCACCAGCAGCAAAAUAUUUAUACCUUUGAAAAGCUUUUUCUCCUUGGAGGGAUGGAGGUGGGAUCAUUAUAUGACUGAAACCUGAUCAUGAACAGCUUUGAAACUAGGAAUCUCACAGUGACUCAGUUUAAAAAUUUAAUU
This is a messenger RNA of Sorex fumeus (smoky shrew), 2636 nucleotides long. RefSeq names its product D-glutamate cyclase (gene DGLUCY). The transcript has 13 exons. Gene Ontology annotation, biological process: glutamate metabolic process. The record is from RefSeq and is a predicted model, not a curated record. NCBI's taxonomy places the organism in Eukaryota, Metazoa, Chordata, Mammalia, Eulipotyphla, Soricidae. The coding region runs from base 177 to 2030 and encodes 617 amino acids. Gene Ontology annotation, molecular function: D-glutamate cyclase activity.